UAUAAUUUUGAGUUAAUACUGGCAACCCUAACAUGCAAGCGUUUUACGGCGUACGAAUACAAUAACAUAAAAUAAACUCAUAAUGGAUUGGCAGCAAACGUGUCGUGUAUGUUUAGAGAGUGGUGAUACAGUUUCCCUCUUCGACUGUGACGAAAAUAACGAACAACUCGGCGAGAAGUACACAUUUUGUUGCGGCGUGGAAGUGCCGCGUACGGACAAUUUGCCUACACUAAUAUGCUUGCCUUGUGUAGACAAGCUUUCCGUCGCGCAUCAGUUUAAACAACAGUGUCUUAUAGCGAACGACACGCUGAAGGAUUGUCUGGAAGAAUUCCUGAAGACUACAGCCUCCACAUCAUCCAUUUCAGAAGAUACAGACACAAUAACAAUAAAGCAGGAGAAUGGUUCAUUGUUCAAAUAUGAAUUGGCAGUGGAUAAUGACUCCCAAGGCCAGUGGACUAGGACAGUGGUGCAGACCCCCAACUCUGCAGUUGUCACAAAGGCACCGGGACCUAGGAAGCGGGGCCGGCCUCGGAAGUAUCCGAAUGAGCAGGGACAAAUCGAUGUAUCACCGUACCAACGCAAGAAACCCAAGCAAGCAGAGAAAGAGCCUGAAGCUCUCACCACACUGCUGGCCAACGGUUCCCUGGAUUUGAAGCAGGAACCAACAGAAUAUGAGCAUUUUGGUGAAAGUUAUCAUAACGAUGAUCCUGAUUUUAUUCCUGAUGGUGAAUCUGAGCCCGAUGAAGAAGUAGAGCCCGCACCGGCGCCGAGAAAGCGCGGCCGUCCACGCAAAAACACAAUUGGUGCAAAAAUUAUUGUAAAGAACGAAGAAAGUGAUGACAUGAUAACAAAGGAGACGAUGCUGGCCUUAUCAGAACCAUUACCCGACUACUUACUUAACCCUAAAACCAAAAAAUACACAACAAAUGUAAAUAAAAAGAAAUAUGUUUAUGAAAAGUCGCAUACCUGUGAAACGUGUGGAGCUUCGUUCGCGUCUAACGCUUCGUUACAGGCGCACAUACGUCGGCAUUUGGGCAUCAAACCAUUUGUGUGCAGUGUGUGUGGGUACGCGUGUGUGUUAAACAUGGAGCUGCGGCGUCACAUGAUGCGCCACACCGGCCAGCGGCCCUACAAGUGCCGCGUGUGCGACCGACGCUUCGGAGACUACGGCAGCCGGCAGAAACACGAGAGAUUGCACAUGGGUGUCCGUCCGUACCAAUGCUCACUGUGUGGCAAGUCAUUUACGUACUCGUACGUAUUAGCGAACCACAUGCUCACGCACACCGGGGUCAAGAAAUAUUCAUGUGGUCCAUGCAACAAGAAGUUCACGAAGGCGCACCACCUGAAGUACCACAAUAAGGUACACCAUAAGGAGCUGUACAUCCAGCAGCAGCUCGAGCAGGAGGCCAAGAAGAUGCGCCGCCAGAUGAACGUCACCGGGCUCUCUGGCGUCAUAUCCGGACAGAUGGUCGAUGGUACUCUGCAGUUCAUACAGACUAACUCGGAAGAUGGUGAUCAAGAAGCCGAUAUGCAAGGGCUUGACGAAGAGCAGGAGGAUGACGUGAAGGAAACCGACAGAGCUGUGGCCGGCAUGCAGGCGGUGGUGUUGGACGCCUCCGAUUUUUGUAUAGACGAUGACGUUAAAUGAUAUUUAAGUGAUUUUCAGUAAUACUAUUGAUGUAAUCAGCACUUAAAUAUACUAACAGGUAGACUUUAGCUAAUAUCUAAACAUAUGUGAUAGAUAUGAUCAAAGAAAGUUACUUAUAUAUUUUACACACUCAUGAAAUACUAAUAUGAAUUCAGAAAAAUCGCCUCAUGUAAAAUACUUCAAAUAUAUGUGUUUAAAUUAUCUCUAAGAGAAUCUUUAGUCUCUGUCGCAAAUCUGUCAUUUAAUAUGGCUGACAGAACUAUGACGUCACUGGUCAUGUCAUCUAUGUCUAAUAAAGUAUUUUAAUCACUUUCAUACCUUAAAAUGUUUACAUAGUUACUAUAAAACUGAUUGUAUUAAAUGUAUUUAAAGUAGGUAUUCUGAAGAAAGGGUAAUCAUCCCUAUCGUGUGUAAAAGUUAUCCCUUUGUAAAUAGAAAUGGCACUAAUUAUAAUCAUGUCUAAAUCACUUAAACGGCAUAUUAUAAACUAAUAAUAGUUAUAUAUUGUCAUUUUAGUUUUAUUAUAAUUAUUGUAGUGAGCUGUUAAGAGAUCCUGAGCUUAGUAGACUAUGAAAUCAUCAAAUGACUAUCAAAAUGAAAUCACGUAUUUUCGAAGUAUCUAAUGUGUAAACUAUGUACUGAAACAUAGAUGAAAAUGGUUUUAAAAUUACAAACUACAUAUUGGUAGACAAGUGAGAGAGAUAAAGCUAUUGUGCUGCCAGUAUUUGUCUUUUUCUGGAAUUUCGAUUAGUCCCCUGCAGGAAUUAUAAUUGACUGCGCAUGUCCUUUCGAUAUUACAUACAGAAGAGAGUUAAUAAUGGUCAUAUAUUCGCUUUGUAGAUUACCAAGUUGUUAAUUUUGUGAGGUGUUUUGCUCAGUCCAUUCUCUAUGCGCGUAGAAUCAUUGUUCAUUAUUAUAGCUCGUUUAUAUAAACCACCUAUAAUAUUAUGAAAUGUGUAUUUUCUUUUAAAUAAAACUGUAUUAUGAAUGAA
Molecule: messenger RNA, 2640 nt
Organism: Manduca sexta (tobacco hornworm)
Lineage: Eukaryota; Metazoa; Arthropoda; Insecta; Lepidoptera; Sphingidae
Product: zinc finger protein 391
Exons: 12
Coding region: 83-1648 (521 amino acids)
Biological process (GO): regulation of transcription by RNA polymerase II
Cellular component (GO): nucleus
Molecular function (GO): zinc ion binding; DNA-binding transcription factor activity, RNA polymerase II-specific; RNA polymerase II cis-regulatory region sequence-specific DNA binding
Source: RefSeq, a predicted model, not a curated record